CUUAACUGGAACUCUCUCCGGAGCCUUUAAUAAUAACCUAUCUAUCUCAUCUGUCCAACUAUCAUCUACAACAACAUAAUUAGUGGCUCUUCUCCAUUUUUAUCAUCUCUACCUGACUCAUCUACCGUCCCGGUGAGUGAAACUUUUUAACGUAUAUGUUCUGCUCUCGAGGCAUUGUUUGAUGCUACAUACAUAAGUAUUUUUGUGUCCUGUACUUUCAUGCUGAAAUACCAUCUUCGCCGACUGCUCGAGUUUCGUUGGACUGCCCGCAUCUCCUCAUCUCGGACUUACUCUACCAACUGAAUUGUGCAUUCCAACAUCUACCAACUAAAUCAUACAUUCCAACAUCAAUAUCAUUGCUUUUUGCCCUUACCUUCUGGGUGAGUUCUUUUUAGUAUUGUUCUGCCUAGCAGUUCUACUUUGUUGUUGCUACACCAUUAAGUAGUGCCUUUGGUGUUUGUUUAUUUACAUAUUUUACCACCACCUGCCUUGUCAUCUUCCUUCAUCUCUACUCUAUUCAUCUACUACUUUUCAUCUUAACGCCAUCUAUAUCUUCAUCCAUUAACUAAUUUUCAUCUUUAUCGCCAUCUUUACAAUCAUCAUCAACAUAUCGUGCAACACUUAUACUUCUAAUCAUCACUUACGCCAUCUACAUUCUAAUCCGAUAAACUUUAAUUUAUUAAAUUUAUUUCCGUUUACUUCGGUUCGUGUCUGGAAUAAUACAAUAUAAUACAGUACAGUCGUUCAAAAAGAACCCUUAACUAAAAUUUAAAUAACAAAAACAAUAAAAUGUCUGAAUGUGGAAAAUGCCUUCAAGUCUGUGACUAUAUGAUUGAUUCAAUCAUGUGUCAUGGAAACUGCCAUAAAACAUUUCAUGUUAACUGCAUAGGUGCGACCUAUAGUGCAAUUAAACUUCUUAACAAAUGUAAAUCCUUUUAUUACUUUUGUGAUGAAUGCAAUCCUUUUGAUCAAUAUAACAUUGUUCGUAAUGUCCUUUCAAAUACUAAGAUGAUCGAUAAACUAGAAAAACAUCUGUCCUUCUUGAAUGAAAAAAUCGACAAUAUUUCAAAUAAUCCAAUCUUAAAUCGUAAAAAAACUAGAAGUGUAACUAAUAAUGAAAAGUCUCUAAAUGCCCUUCUCGAUAUUCAAUCCCAAAAACGAAAAAGUGAUGAUCUAGACAUGACAUUAAUUCCACCAACUUCUUCGAAAAGAAUUAAUCUAAACCCUAUUUCUGAGAAUUCCUUUCAACACGCUCCAAACAACGUCACUGAUAAUCCCCCAACCUCAUCUUCUGCUUCAUUAUCUCAAUCUCCAAUUGCAUCGUCUCAGCUCCCAGCUGCUUUAUCUGAACACGCUCCAAACAACGUCACUGAUAAUCCUCCAAAAUCAACUUCUGCUUCAUCUCCGCCUGAAUCGUCUCAGCUUCCAGCUGCAUUUUCUGAACAUCAGUCCAGUCUCUCUACAUUUUCGUAUUUAAAUACACACACUUCUACGACAGCAUCAACACAAACUAUUACAUCUACGCUUAUGGACUAUCAGACUAAUAGUUUGCCUGCUCCUCCAGCUCCUGACACUGACACAUCCCAUCUUGCAGCGUCCUUAAAUGACAGAAACUUUACAUUUAAAUUAGGUUUUAUUAUGUCUGCCUGCACUUUGUUGUUUAAGCUAAGCUAG
This is a messenger RNA of Episyrphus balteatus (marmalade hoverfly), 1674 nucleotides long. RefSeq lists its product as uncharacterized. The record is from RefSeq and is a predicted model, not a curated record. NCBI's taxonomy places the organism in Eukaryota, Metazoa, Arthropoda, Insecta, Diptera, Syrphidae. Bases 790 to 1674 code for a protein of 294 amino acids. The transcript is spliced from 2 exons.